Acanthoscelides obtectus is the source of this 9221-nucleotide messenger RNA. The record is from the annotation of a GenBank genome assembly. Lineage: Eukaryota; Metazoa; Arthropoda; Insecta; Coleoptera; Chrysomelidae.
CUAAGCCUUUUAUUUUGAACACAACUGUUGGAUUAUGGGUAUACAGAAAGCGUUUCCACUACAGUCAAUAUGCUAUGUUCUAUGUAGUAAUCGGGUGAGCCAAAUGACAAAGACCUACGAUGACAUAGAAGCAGUUACUAGGCUUCUUGAAGAGAAAGAAAAAGACUUAGAACUGACAGCUCGCAUAGGUAAGGAGCUCUUGGCGAACAACAACAAGUUAGAGAACACAGUAGCUUCUUUGGAGACCGAUUUGAAAGCAGCUCAUGAGAAAAUUACACAGCUCAGCCAUGAAGUGCACAAGAAAACAGAACUUAUUCAGAUCCUCACUAACGAUAUGGACGAGAGUGGGUUGGAUAGCCCAGGAGGGGGGAGGGUGAACCUAGAAUUGCUCAACAAGAGGAUAUCAUCUUUGGAAGACGAAAAUAAUGCUUUGAAGACGGAGUAUUGCCGUUUAGCGUCAUGUGCUGAUGAUAUAGAAGCUCAAGAAGCCAGAUUGUUGAAAGAUUUGACUGGACAGCUGACUUGUGCCAAUUCAAGUAUGGGGUACCUAGAGGAUGAAAUUGAUCGGUUAAAGGAUGAAAAUAGGCAACAGCAUGAGCAAAUUUUGGCUUUGCAGGCUAAACUACAGGAUACGGAGCAAAAAUUAACUAAGAUCGUAAAUGAAAACGAAGAAAUGACGGGCCUUCUUCAAAUCACCAAAGAGAACCAAGGUAGUCUCGCGGUGGAACUGUCGGAGUUUAAAGCGCGGUAUUACGAGGUUGAGGCGCUGUUGAGGGACGCUCAAGACCAGUUGAGGAAACUGAGGAAGAAACAAAUGCCUGCGGCGAGGAUAUCAAUGUUCUCUUCGUUGGGUCAGAAAACGGCGGGGCAGUUUGAUAGUUUGCAGAGCGAGUUGGAAAUGUCCAUGCAUUCGGAGUUCAGCAUGGAUUCGGGCAUUUCGAAUCCUGAACCCAUUCCCCAGUACAAGAAAGUCUUCGAAACAGUCCGCUGCGCCUCUCAGAACUCUCUCAGCAGCGCCGAGAGUUGCGCGAGCCUCCAUUCCGGCAUGGGAGGUUACGUUACCAGCCAGGUCGGAGGUCCGAGGUUAAGCGUAAGGCAAACCGGAGGUGGAGGUGAUCAUCUAAGGAGAUCGUCAGGGUCGAUAUAUAGUGGGAGCUCUCUGGGGUAUCCCAGUUUGGAUUCCACUGGGCAUAGUGAUUAUGAUUCUAGUCAGACUGAUUCGGAAGAAGGGUAUCCUGGUCUACCACAGAAAGGUGUGCCAGGUGUCCCAGGUGCUACUGAAUUAGAGGCAGCUCUUAAGAGGCUAACUCCUGGCGAGGUCCUUGCUAGAAGAGCUAACCUGCAACAUGGACCCACUUAUGGCGGGUAUGAAGCAGACAGCUACCUGCCUUUCGGCUGUCGAACGCCAGAUAGCUUAAUGUCAACUGGCUCCAGUGGCUAUCAUCACGGAUGGAAGCUACCUGAGAAGCUACAAAUCGUCAAACCAAUAGAAGGCUCGCAGACUUUGCACCAGUGGUCACAAUUAGCUCAACCUACAUUCGGAGGGAUAUUGGAUGAAAGACCUGGAGUCAAGAUUAGAGUUGGUAAGGAAUUGGAAGAACUGGGCCUCGAAUCAUACGCGUUGAGUGAUUUGGAAGAAGACGAGGAAUAUUCCAACCCUGGAAAAAUGUUCGACAGUUCGGUACAUACCUACACCUAUACAAAUAGUACUAUUAUGCAUCCAGAUGAUGGCACUUUUGUCACGCAAAGCACGAGGGGCAGUAGAGUAGCAUCAGUCUGUUCGUCAGUCCAACCAUCUCCACCUCAAACCCCAAGAGUCCUAAGCCGCAGAAAUUCAUGCACAACCUUUAGUACCACAUUUGGAUUGGCCAAAGUGUUGAAUGAGCGAGGAAUCAAGGCGGUGACACCAUCCUGCGUUGCCACGCCUGCCGUGUUUUCCCCAACUGCUACGCCGUGCAAUAGUCCAGAUUUCACGCCCAGCAUUUCAAGGUCGGGUUCCCCAGAGCCAGAAGAAGAGGGUGAACUAAGCCUAAGGAGGUUGCUAGGUUCCGUGCCGAGGUUCCUAAUGGGCGGUGCUUCCACGGGGGGUGGCGUUAAGAAAAAGAGGCAGCAAAGAGAUAAGAGAGAGACAUUGGUGACAAGAAUCGAAAGAAUCGGCAUCCAAAACCUAAUGGCAAAUCCUUCAGCAAGCAUGUAUGCAAGACCUGCAUUGACAAGUCCAAUGGCCCAAUUGACUUGUUUGCUGCCCAGUCAUAGUAUGGAGAAUGUUUCGUUGAUCGGACAAAAGUUGGAGGAGGAAGCAUCGUCAGCAGCAUCUUCAGAAGCACCUUCCAAAACUCGCCAACCUUCACCGCCUACCUCCAUGGGCGUACCGGGUACUCCAGGCAGCGGUGCCCUCAACAAACGACUGGAACAACUGGCCCAGAGGAAACAACGUCGUCAACAGCAAGGUGGUACCACAAGGCCCGAUUUGGGUACAGUUAAUGGCCCGCCAAAAGUUGUACCCACGCCCGAAAAAACCCAACAGAACACGGCUUUGGGUACGCUUAGUUCGUUGUUGUUUGGUAGAAAAGGGGGGUUGUUUUAAGAAACUACUAUGAGGUCAAUAACCCACUUAAGGUCGUAUCCACCGCAUAAAAAGAUACAAGGGUGGGAUAUUGGGCUCGGUAAGGUAGAAAAAGGACUUGUUUUUAAGAGAGUCAACAGUAACUAGGUACCACAAGGUCCGAUUUAGAUAACGUGAACAGCUCGCCAAAAGUACUACCAAAAUCUACCGUCAAGUUUUACAAUAAAAAUUCAAUGAAGGAAUAUGCUGGGUUAUAUUAAUACUGGGUGCACCUAUAUUGAAAAUGGGUGGACCUUAGUUUGUUAUGGACUAGGGAUGUUGAAGAUAUGAGUAUUUUUUGUGAUUUUUCUGUUAUUUAUUAGAAAUACAGUGUAUAAAGUAGCAAAAAAUGUAAUUAAGCUGUAGGAAAAAGCAGUGGAUCUACACUGAGCGGUCAACAGUUGAUGUAUUUAGAUAAGGUAUGAAAGAACCUGUAUUCUAUUUGAGAUUGUGAAUUGUGAUAUUUGAAAGCACAGAAAAACAAGUAAAUCUAGAAAAUGUAAAACUUAAAUUCGUGCUUGCCAUAUAGUGAAAAUUACAAAAAAUACUCGGUACAGAUUAAAGAGAUAUGCCUAUAUAUUGCAGUAUUUUUUUAAGGAUAGAAAGAGAACGAAUAGACUUAGAGACGAAAUUGUUUUUUUAAUAUAAAGGGCAGUCAAAAAUCAUUUUCGUAGAAGAUUUAUUUCUUCUGUCAAGUAAUAAGCUUAGUAUAUACACGUAAUUCUUCAGAAUCAAUGUUUUUUGACAACCCUUUGACGCUGUAGCAUUUAAAUUACCUUCAAACGAUACAUGCAGUUUUUGAGAUAGCACCACUUUGUUUUUUUCUUGUUAAACCGAAAAUGAUGACAAAAUUCGUUUGCAAAAAUCAAAAAAAUACUAUUUUUAAGUUAUCUAAUUUGUGUGAUUUUCAAUCUAGUGAUUUUUUAGUAUAAGUUAAUACAAACAAAACAGCUCGAGGUGAGUCAAAGAUUAGUUUGUUACUUAGUUUACAGAUUAGUUACUCUGCUUUUAUUUGUCACUUCACCUAUUAUACCGUGCUAAUGAUUCCUAAUAAAGAUGAAACUCCACCGUAAGUGGUUGAUUGUACGCAUGAAAGCAGUUUUAAGAAUUUCCUACAGUGCUUUUUAAAAAAGUCCCUCCUAUUCAGUCCUGCCAAAUUAGCAAGUAAUGAAAUUGUUGCUGAAUACUAUAUUUUAGCGUAAAUCAGCUGUUGAACAUUCCAAAAUGGCAGAUGUGAGGUGGAGAUUUCUUUUAAUGGAAUAGGAGUUAAUGUAAUACUUCUCUACGGGACGACCUAUCGAAGCUGAUCGUUUUUGUUCAUUGAAUCGUCUAUAAUUGAACCAGCCAUCAUGAUGCUGUAGUAUAUUAAUGUAACUUAAACUUAUCCUGUGGUUUUCAUGUUCAUAGGACUCCAUUAUCUGGGUGUUUCGGCUAUCACGGUGGCUGUAGUAUAUUAUAUCAAUUUUCUUCUCUUGAAAUGAUCUAUCGGAAUAUGGAACAUUCUAUUUAAAGACUGCAAAAUUUUUGUAGACUGAAUGUCCCAUAUGUUAUUGCACUUCCAGAAAGACCCUUCCAAAAAAGUUUUGAUGAUCAGUUGUUGAGUUUUUCGAACCAUUGUACAAAAACAUACAACUUUGGCAACAAUGGUCCGUUAAUCCGCCAAUUUGAAAGAUAGUGAAUAUAUAUCCUACGUGUAUACAGUAUCGGGAAAAAUUAGAGAGACUAGACUAGUUAUGUCUUUUUUGGAAUACAGAAAUAAUUUGAGUUUUUGUAAUUGAUCUAAGAGAUUUAUGUCAUUAAGUAGUUUCAAAUGAUACAAAAUGAAUUCAUAAGUGUUGUUUCCAAAGAGAGAAAAUAUAAAAAAUUCUAUUUGUCAAAAUUAGAAAGACGUAUCCUUAAAAUACAUUUGUAUCCUAUUUUAAUGAAAGUAAACUAAUCCUUCGUCCAGUACCCUUUGUUCUCAAUGACUUUUUGACAUCGACCCAAUGAUAUCGGAAAUUACAGAUGGAUCCAUUGAUUUCCAAGCAUUUUCAAUCUCUUCAAAUAACAGCACGAUUGCUGAUAUUUUUAGCUUGAAUCUUUUUCUCAAUUAUCUCCCAAAGAUUUUCAAUGGGGUUUAAGUCUGGUGAUUGCGGUGGCCAUUUUAAAACUUGAAUUUUAUUUGUCACAAACCAUUCCUUCACAAGUUGGGCAGUAUGUUUGGUGUCAUUAUCAUGUUGGAACGGUACCAGAAACAUAUUCUGGAUCAAGUCUUUUAUUUGCUGGACGAUGUACGAACUUCCAAAAAUAUCAAACUUAGACUCGUCACUAAACAAAACCUUGUUCCAGUCCUAAGCUGUCCAGCGGCGGUGACGUGUUGCAAAUAUCAUCCUUGCAAUCACAUUUUUUUUUUUUGAUAGAUAGUCUUCUUUCAGGGAGCUCCGCCUCCACUAAUCUCCGCUGAACAGUCCUAGAUGAAACUCCCGGAACAUCCAACUGAGCCAGAAUUUGAUUUCCAAACAGUCGCGGGUUCUUCUGACUUAAACGCUUAAUUCUGCUGUCCAACUGUUUUUAUCUUUCGGCCACAUCUCUUACGGUAAACAACCCUUCCACGGAGUCGAACAUUUUUUAUUGUUCUUGAGACCAUUUGUUUAUUGUCAUUAAAUUGCCAUUUUAUUAAUUUUUGCAAGCGACCAGAUUUAUAAGCCUUCUAUAACUUUUUCUUUGAAAUCUAUGGAAUAAUGUUUUCCGCAUUGCUAAUAGUUUUCUCUGUUGUUUCAAUCCAACACUUGACCAACUCCACCUCAGUGAAACUAAACACAAAACGAGACUCUCUUUUAUUUUGUCGCAGGUAUUUUUUUAUCAAUACAAAAAAAUCCUAAAAUGAAAAUACCAUUAGGUACACAAAUAAACUGUUGUGAAUUAAAUUCUUUUGAUCGCCGGUAAUACACUGCUUAACAGAAAUUAAUAUUAUUUUAAGUAUAGAAAAUUGGAAUGGACAAAUAGCAUAGUCUCUGUAAUAUUAUCCGAUACUGUUGUAGCCUCAACAUGACCUGUCAUUACAAUUGAAUAACAUGUUCUAAGAUGUCGCGAUCUUGAAAUUUUCAACUGCCACUUUUACGUCAAAAUGCAUUCAUACAUCAGUUUUGUUACCCCAAAUUUCAGCUUGACCGGUUCUGAAAAUAAGUGGGGAGACCUUUAACAAAAGCACUGUGUUUUUUUGUCCAAUGCGCUUCUUGUUGAUCAGGCUUUCGGUUUGCUGAUCCAACAGUGGGAAUCCGUGUCGGAUUGAAUAUAAAAUAUUAAACUAAGAGAAUAAGCUCAUGUGACGCCAUUUGAGUGAACCAAAGCCGCUAGACAACCCAUCAAAAUAGUCCAUUGUUCUGAAAAACAUAGCAACAAUUAUAAUAUUGCAGGAACGGUUGAACAUUCGUCAGUGAAUUUUUUUAUUGAUGUCAAGCACCACAAAGGCAAUUAUUUCAGAUUUACCAUUUUCUAGUGAAAAUAAAUUAAGUCGACGAUUCCUGAUAUUGUAAUAACAUAUUAGCAGUUACAGCAAAGUAUCCGUGUAAGGUCUCAUUUUGACUGACUGAACUGUUUGAAUAUACCGGAAAAAUUGAUUUUUCUAACGUUUAAUAAAAAAAGUUAGUCAGCAAUAUUUUUUUAAUAUCUAUUGACGUGAUUUGUCAUUAUAACUUCGCUGUAAACCGUUUAUUGCAAUUUUUUCUGAAACAGUGUCGAUUUUUAUACAUUGUAGGAAACGACAGAUCGAAUUCUAUAAUGCACGGAGACCCAGUAAUGUUCCAAAUAACAUACUUAAGCCCAAAAGUAAAGUCUUUGAGUCACCUCCUAGGUUUUUGGUGCUGUUAGACCGAUAAGAUCAGGUAAAGAUGUAAAUACCAUAUGAUUCACUAUGUAUAUACACUUAAUAUUUAUGCAUUUUCUCGUUACGCAAAUGUAAAAACGUUAGUUGCACAUUUAAAACGAAAAGUAAUUUUCUAGUAUUCUUCAAAUAAUCGUAUCCAUCUUAGUACCUAGAUUUACAUAUAUAUAUUCAAUACAUGAUUUUCGGUUGAUUUCAUUUAACAAAAAUAAAGUCAUAUUUUGACGAAUUCGCUGAUUCGAAUUUCUGAUGCUACAUAAAUGGCAGAUAACAGAUGGUAUGUGCACACAGCAAAAUAUGCGGUUUCAUGAAAUAUUAAAGCAAUAAUAACACUAUGAGGUCCGAAAAUUAAGUGAUGAGACUUUUUUUUAAUUCUUUAUUCAAAGAUAAUUAAAAUUUUAUAUUACCAGCCUCAAAAUGACUUCCGUCUGAAGCCCAGUGCUGGAGACGGUUCUUCCACUCCUCAUAGUAGUGCUGGAACUUCAAUACUGAAAUAGCUUUUAGAUGAUCGGCUACGGCCGUUUGGACGUUCUUGACUGCCCCAAAAUGAGUUCCCUUGAGGUGAUUUUUCAACUUCGGGAAGAGAAAAAAGUCACAAGGACUAAGACAGGCGAAUAAGGAGACUGAGCAGUCACAGGAAUGUUUUUACUGGCCAAAAAAUCGUUUAUUAACAUUGCUGUGUGUGACAAGGAGCAUUAUCGCGAUGCAACACCCAGUUGUUCUUGAUCUGAUCAUGGGUAGUGUGAGUCAAAAUUUAACUCUUCACCAAUCAUCAACCGACGAUCUGAACGCACAAGAUCCCGGAUUCUGUCGAUAUCUUCACCGCUUCGUGGUUCAUCUUCAGUCGUUUCUGAAAAUGCCUUAAACCACCGAAAAACCUGGGCUCUAGACAAAACGCUAUCUCCGUAGGCCUGCUUAGAAAGAGUUUCCAUUGCACUGUAACCAAAUCUGAAGCAAAACCUGGUAGCACACCAAUGCUUGAAAUUGAAAUACCCAUUUUUAGAACACAAUAGAAAAAACUGUUUCACAAAAAAAUCGCUACGGACAACCAAAUGACUCAAUCGAGUUCAAACUUGUACUAAAUGCGGAUCACAUGUUCCCUGCCUCCCCUCCAAGCCCGGCGCCUCCAGUGUUGCCAGAUCGAACGCGCUUAAUUUACAGACCUUUUAAUUUUACUAAUCACUAUCAGCAGAAGUGCGAGAAGUAACCCGAAGGAUUGGCGGAUUCGCCAACCAGACAAUCUUGCUGCAUUCAAUUUGAUACUAUAAGGUGGUCAAGAAGUCAGUGCCAAUAUUUCUAGAGCAUAGAGUAUAUAAAAAAAAUAACACGAAAAGGGUGUUAUUUAUAUUUUCGAAAUUAUUAUUGAAAUUUUUGUGUAUUUGGUACUAACAGCUUAGCCAAAACAUACAAAAGUGUUCGUGUCCAAGACUGCACCAGCAAAAAUUAGAAAUUUUGAUCCCCUAGAGAAAUUUUUGUCAAACUGAUCUUUCUACAGAAAAAUUGUUUUGAAUGUUUAAGGUAAAAUCCAUAUUAAGAGAUCCUAUUCCACUUUGAAAAUACGCUAUAGUUGAAGUUCGAUAUUGACAAUUGCAUGCAGCCUAAGGAGACCAGUCAUAUCUCACCAUAGUGUCAUUUGAACGAUUCAUGUUCUGCGCUUGAAUCGGUGACGUUAAAAUUUUCUAUAACUUGUAUCUUGGUAAUGGGCAUAUUUUAGGAGAUACAAUGUUUAUGGGACGUUUUUGCUGGGUUACUUCUAGCAAACUAGUUUCCGCUGUAAAUGUUAUCACUUCUAUUUUUUGAAAAAAUCCGCUAUUUUUUCUGCAUAUUUGAUAGCUGACUUCGCCAUGUAUGAAAUCAAUCUGAAACCAAUUGAAAAUCGACUUCCAUAUUAUAAUAAUGGUGCGAGGGAUACUGAGGAUUAUGGUACAUGGAAAAUCAUUUGGAGGGAGUUAACAGUGUAUAAAGUAUUUAUUUUUUGUAGCUAGUGUAUUAUUGUGAAUUUUUUUUCUAGUAGUAAAUGAAUUUACAUGUGAUUCAAUAUAGAAAAAAAAUGCAGUCACGCAUUUCCUAUUCGAGUAUAAAGAAAUAUCAGGAACUACCACAAUAUACAGGUUGUUACAGAAUGUUUUUAAUAAAAUUCAAGGUCUAUAUUCAGCAAUUUAAAAUAUCAAAAAUACGUAGAUGAGUUUUGGUACAUGCACAUUUUGUUCCAAUAUCUUAAAGCCAGUCUGUUUUUACCUAAAAACUGCUUAAGAUUCUACUUAAAAACUGCUUCCUGGAUUUUCUCGUUCGAAUGUACUGCUUUCAAAAUAAAAAUUAUUUUGUUAACCAGUACAUCAAUCUAUUAAUCGUUAUUGAAAAUACUAAUCGAGCUGGCAACUAUUUUUAACAAAAUACGAAAAUCUCGGAAUGAUUAUAUAAACUUUCUCUCAUAUCGUCAAUUGCUGAGUUUGCCCUUUAAUUUCCCAGAUAUUUUCUAACAUUCUGUUUACGUGAAUUAAAUGUAUUUUAAGGACUGGGAGUAUGUUGAGUGGUUAGGCGUUGUUUUUCUUUAGUUUCAUCGAGGACUAAUAUUGAAUAUAGCAAGAUACAUUUUGAUAUGAUUUUUUUUUCUAUUUCGAAUCACUUGACAUAUACAAAGAAUAUUAUUCUCCUGGUUUUUCGACUGUUUUAUUCGUUUUAGUGAUAUACACUUGUAAAAUAUAAGGCGAAUUUGUUGCUGGUUAUGAUGAAUAAAUGAAAGAAUGUUUGACA